AUGAAUGCAGGCUCCAAAGAGCUGUGCGACGUCGAUAUCCACGUCACUGACUUACCAGACAACGACGACAGCGAGGACAAUGAGGACGACAAUGGCGGCAGCGACGGGCAGCUCAGUUCGGGUGCUUUCUCAAUAGUACGACGAUGCGUUCAGAAGUCUACGGGACUAGAGUUUGCUGCCAAGAUAAUAAAUACAAAGAAGCUUUCAGCACGAGAUCACCAGAAGUUGGAAAGGGAGGCAAGGAUUUGUAGACAGCUAAAGCAUCCAAACAUCGUUCGCCUUCACGACAGUAUAGCCGAGGAAGGAUACCAUUAUCUAGUCUUUGAUCUUGUCACCGGCGGAGAACUGUUUGAGGACAUUGUUGCCAGGGAGUUCUAUAGUGAGGCAGACGCUAGUCACUGCAUUCAACAAAUUCUAGAAAGCGUAGAGUAUUGCCAUGUACACAACAUAGUUCAUCGGGAUCUAAAGCCGGAGAACCUCUUGCUAGCCUCGAAAGCCAAGGGAGCAGCAGUUAAAUUAGCGGACUUUGGCUUGGCGAUCGAGGUGCAGGGCGACCAGCAGGCAUGGUUCGGUUUUGCCGGAACCCCUGGGUAUCUUUCGCCGGAAGUGCUGAAAAAAGAUCCAUAUGGCAAGCCAGUAGACGUGUGGGCUUGUGGAGUAAUCUUGUACAUACUGUUGGUUGGCUAUCCACCCUUCUGGGAUGAGGACCAGCACCGUCUGUAUCAGCAGAUCAAGGCCGGCGCCUACGAUUAUCCGGCCCUCGAGUGGGACUCUGUCACUCCCGAGGCGAAGAACCUCAUAAACAGCAUGCUCACCGUGAAUCCGAACAAGCGCAUCACCGCGGGCGAGGCCCUCAAGCAUCCGUGGAUCUGCCAACGCGAGCGCGUCGCCUCAAUGAUGCACAGGCAGGAGACGGUCGACUGUCUGAAGAAGUUCAACGCCCGCAGAAAGCUCAAGGGGGCCAUCUUGACCACCAUGUUAGCAACUAGGAACUUUUCUAGCAGAAGCCUGUUGACCAAAAAGAACGACGGUGUGAAGGAGUCGAGUGACAGCAGCGCCACACUGGAGGACGAGGAUGUGAAAGAUCGCAAGCCGCCGCAUGCCGUGCACCUCGAGCAACAGCCCUACAUUGCUGCUGUCGCCGUGACAGCGGCCUCCAUCGCCGCACUCUCCUCCCCACCUACCUCAACCCCCAGUCGGUCCUGUAACGUGCCUCCGCCCAAAGUUCACGUAACCGACGUUACGCUAGCACAACCGAAAAAGCUAUUGGAGGACUCGGCCGAAUCUCGGAAACAAGAGAUCAUCAAGAUGACUGAACAGCUGCUGCAUUCCAUUGCGACCGGAGCCUACGAGGCUUACACAAAAAUAUGUGACCCCAAUUUGACUUCAUUUCAACCGGAGGCACUGGGUCACCUAGUCGAAGGGAUGGACUUCCACAAGUUCUAUUUCGACUUUGUUCUAGGUAAGAACAGCAAGGCGAUGAACACGACGUUGCUGAAUCCUCACGUGCAUCUGCUCGGUGACGAUGCUGCCUGCGUCGCCUACAUCAGACUCACGCAGUUCGUCGACAAGAACGCGUACCGAUCACGCAGCAGUCUGAGGAAACACAGCGCUCUGGAACGCGGCAAGGAAUGGCAAGUGGCAGAACGUACACUUUCAUCGCUCAGGAAACCGCCUCCGUGCUGGGGCCCGAAGUAG
Messenger RNA from Priapulus caudatus, 1698 nucleotides. RefSeq names its product calcium/calmodulin-dependent protein kinase type II delta chain-like. Gene Ontology annotation, cellular component: cytoplasm; neuron projection. NCBI's taxonomy places the organism in Eukaryota, Metazoa, Priapulida, Priapulimorpha, Priapulimorphida, Priapulidae. The coding region runs from base 1 to 1698 and encodes 565 amino acids. Gene Ontology annotation, molecular function: calmodulin binding; calcium/calmodulin-dependent protein kinase activity; ATP binding. Gene Ontology annotation, biological process: protein phosphorylation. The transcript has 19 exons. The record is from RefSeq and is a predicted model, not a curated record.